AUGUUUAACGCAGCAUGUGUUGUUGCAGGUUUCUGCAUGUUUGUGCUGAGCUUGGUGAAGAAGCACUACCGCCUGCAGUUCUACAUGUUUGGUUGGACUCAUGUGACUCUGCUGAUCGUGGUGACUCAGUCUCACUUCAUCAUUCACAACCUGUUUGAGGGGAUGAUCUGGUUCAUUGUGCCAAUUUCCUGUGUGAUCUGUAACGACAUUAUGGCCUACAUGUUUGGUUUCUUCUUCGGGCGCACCCCUCUCAUCAAGCUUUCCCCUAAGAAGACAUGGGAGGGAUUCAUCGGUGGAUUGUUCUCCACCAUAGUGUUCGGCAUCAUGCUCUCCUACGUGAUGUCCGGCUGGCGUUACUUCGUCUGCCCGGUGGAGUUCAACAACGACUCCAACCGGUUCCAGGUGGACUGCGAGCCGUCGGAGCUUUUCCAGCUGCAGGACUACACCCUGCCCUCCUUCCUGGAGUCCUUCACCGGAUGGACCACGGUGCGUCUGUAUCCGUUCCAGAUCCACAGCAUCGCUCUCUCCUCCUUCGCCUCCAUCAUGGGACCCUUCGGAGGAUUCUUCGCCAGCGGCUUCAAGAGAGCCUUCAAGAUCAAAGAUUUUGCCAACACGAUCCCGGGUCACGGUGGCAUUAUGGACCGGUUCGACUGCCAGUACCUCAUGGCAACAUUUGUUAACGUCUACAUUGCCAGCUUCAUCAGGGGCCCGAACCCCAGCAAGGUGAUCCAGCAGCUCCUGGCUCUGCGCAUCGACCAGCAGCUCCACAUCUUCAACUCCCUGAAGGCUCACCUGACGGAGAAGGGUUUCCUGCCGGCGCUGGAGGACGUCAUGGCCUAGACACCCCCCCCCCCCUCACCCACUGUGGCUCACCCCGAGGUGGAGAAGAGAGAGGAGGGUAGCACCCCGAGGACCCCCUGCUGACCCGGGACACUGGCAGUGAUUUGUGUGUGAGCGAAAAACACAUCAGAGAAAAAAGAAAAACGACAAAAAACGUCAGCUUUUGUUCAUUCCACGUCAUUUGGUCUGGGAGUCCAGUGUUUGUGAGUUACCGUACUGUUACACAUUUCCGUUAUAGACGACUUGUAUUAACACUGUUGGUCAGAUAGACAUUUCUACCUGGAUAUCCUCUAUAUACCUAUUAAUGUGUGUUUUUCAGUUUUAAUGCACUGCUCUCAACACUCACUGUACUGUAUUGUUACCCCCCCCCCCCCCCCCCUCCUCCUCCACAGAUUUUAAGUUUCUGUGUCGUGAUUGUUUAUAUUUAUACAUAGAUGUUUUUUAUAUUUGUUCUAUGAUAUCUAAAUGUCGUGUUUUAUUCAGACUCAAUUCACCUUUGCCAUUCGCCACGUGCAUUUAUAUGUGAGUUUGUUUCUGUUUUUCCUGUGUUUUUGGUGCCAUUCAUCAUUUCAUAAAAGAGACAUUGACAUAAUUUCAUCAUGUAUUAACACAAAAUAAUGUCCUGAGAAGAAUAGCUAAGUUACCCUGAAGUGUUUGACAGGAUCAGUUACAGAUACAAUCCUCCAUACAAGAAUAGUGUUUUAUUUUGAAGGCCAGUGCGACUGACAGCAGCACCCUCUCAGAAUAAUGGUCAAUAAUUUGCAGAAAAGCUCUCAGAAUACAAUCAUGAUUUUCUUUAAUUGGCUUAUUCUCUGUUACAUAGUUUUAAUCUCUGACAAAUAGCUGUUUUACCACAUGUUUUGUAAGGUGGUGGGAUUGUUGCAUCUGUUUGUUACAUUAGUAGAAACAAUAAUGGUUUCUAAACUGCCAAUAUCUGCUUCUUUAUGUUGUAAUGUUAGCAGCUUCAGGGCAGAAAUACAGAUUAUAUACAGAAUAUGUUUAUCGCUGGUGGACCUGUGUGUGUGACGGCAGCUGUGCCAGAUGUGACCUGAUUGCCAAUUCAAGAUGUUUUACAGAAAGGACCCUUUGAUAUCUAUACCAGUGGCAAAUGUUCGCUUCAUUUGGUGGUUCGAAUAUAAAAGAUUCUCUAAUGUUGA
This is a messenger RNA of Trematomus bernacchii (emerald rockcod), 1997 nucleotides long. Its product is annotated as phosphatidate cytidylyltransferase 2-like. The transcript has 8 exons. Lineage: Eukaryota; Metazoa; Chordata; Actinopteri; Perciformes; Nototheniidae. Gene Ontology annotation, cellular component: endoplasmic reticulum membrane. The record is from RefSeq and is a predicted model, not a curated record. The coding region runs from base 1 to 840 and encodes 279 amino acids. Gene Ontology annotation, molecular function: phosphatidate cytidylyltransferase activity.